This is a messenger RNA of Symbiodinium sp. CCMP2592, 2607 nucleotides long. The record is from the annotation of a GenBank genome assembly. NCBI's taxonomy places the organism in Eukaryota, Dinophyceae, Suessiales, Symbiodiniaceae.
AUGGAGGAACCCGAGAAAGAACGGUACUUCAAGGAGACGGUGCAGCCCCUGGCAACGGAGCUCGUCUGUGAUGUGCUCCGUGCCAUGCCGGAGGACCCAGAGUCCUUCAUGAUCCAGUGGCUCCGUCAGCGCGCUCCCAACACCAAGUGCCACGCAAUGUCCCUCCGACGGCGGAAUGCAACCCUCAAGGAGGAGCUGUUUGCGCUGCAGGCUGACCAUGCAAGUUGCGACACCAAGGUCGGCGACCCAGACGAAGUCAUUUCUGUGGGCACACUUCGUCACAUCGUCCAAAGGCUUCGAGGCGAUGGUUUCACCGAGGAGGAAUUCCAGGGCAUGUUGCUGCGAGUUCCGUUCGAUAGCCUGGGCCAAGUAAGCUGUCGGGUGCUCACCAGCUGCCUGCAGGACCCCGCUCAGCGCCCUCCCAGAAAUUGCGAGCCAGAGAAGGGGCCCGGAGCAGCAGAGCCAGCUCCCGAGGUUCUCCCAGCCGAGGAGGCGGCUUCAGCCGAGCCCAGCCCCCAGCCGGCUGCGACUCCAGCCGCAGGCAAAGGCAAGGUGGAGGGCCCUCCGGCAAAGGGAAAGACAACGGCGGAAGCUGGUGGAAUUGGUGGAAGCAAUGCCGCUGCGGCGGCAACAGCUUUGCAGGCAGCACCGGCGCCGAAGGAGUACGACCUAGCUGACAAGAGCAAACUGGCAGACUUCCUCGAGGAUGCGGACAUCCGUUUGGAGGGAGGCCCGGGCUCGCGGAGGAUCUCCGAGGAUGCCCUCCGCGUCAUCGUCAGGAACCUCAAAGGCGACCGUUUCACCGUGGAGAUGCUCCAGGGCAUCUUGCAAGAGGUUGAUCCUGAUUGCGAGGGGCUGCUGAGCUGCCGGGACUUGGCACGCUGCCUGCGCCGCGCUGAUCCAGCUUCGGAGCCCGAAGAGUCCAAGCACUACGACCUGGCUCAGAAGAAGGGGCUCGCGGACUUCUUGAAACAUGCGGACAUCCGCUUGGUCCGCGCCGAGUUCAUCCUGAAGCUGCAGCGGGAAGGCCUCACGGCACUCGUGACGCACGAGGAGGUCCAAGCCUGGGCCGAUGGCGAGGCGCUUGAAGGCACCCAGAUAGUCUCGUUGUCUCACUGCUGGGAGUCGAGGGAGCAUUGUGACCCGUACGGAUACCAAGUUGCAAAGCUAGCCACGGCUCUUAAAGGAAAGGAGUGGCUUUUCAUAGACUACGUUUCUCUGUACCAGUUCCAGCGACUUUCCCAGAAGCAGAAUGUCAGCUUCAGGCGUGCGAUGCAGCAUAUGCAUGUGCUGUACUGCCAUGAGAAAUCAAGCACGCUCCGAAUCGAGUCUUUGACGCCGGAAGGAGACAUAGCAGAAGCGGAGAGAAAGCAAGACUGUGUGAUGAUGUAUCACCACCCCAGCGGCCUGGUGAAACCAGUGCCGGUCACUGAAUUGGUUAAGAACCACACACCCUACGCGCAGCGAGGGUGGUGUGCUGCCGAAAGGGAAUGGUCCAGCACAAGGGCAGCCACCAACCUUUCGCGCGAAGUUGAUGCUCCGGAAGGCGAGAAGGGUGGAAGCGCCCCGAUGGUGCCGGAGGCGUUUCGAGAGAACGUAGCACACCAACUUAAAUUCACGCACUUAGAUGACGUAGAGACCGUCUGCAGAUUGCAAGCGGAAGUGUACCAAGAGAAGGCAGAGAUGUGCAAGAGCUUACGCCUGGUAGAUUUGGGUGCAACAGCACUCGACAUCGCGCUGUCGGCUCUGAAGAACUACCCCCAGCUGGAGAGCCUGGAGAUCGUCCAGUGCGAGCUGAGCUCCAAGCUCCCGCUGCUGCUGCAGGUCGCGGAUGGCAAGAAGCUUCGCCGGCUCCACCUGCAGAGCAACGAGCUCGCGGAGGAGGGCAUCCGCCAGAUCUUUGAGGCCUUGGCUUUGCAGCCCAACGGAGCGCUUGCGGCACUGAGCCUCAGCCAUGACUGCAUAGGCGUCGCUGGAGUCGAGGCUUUGGCCGAGGCUCUGCGGACGAGCGCUCUGAUCGAGCUGAGCCUGAGCCACAUGUGCCUGGACAGCGAUGGGGUCGGCGCUCUCGCAGAGGCCAUCAAGCAGACUCCGAUGCAGAAGAAGUUGAGCCUGGCGGGAGAAAAGCUGGCAGAGGAGGAUUCUUUCGCCCUGCUUGAGGCGCUCCGGGUAAGCGGGGUCCAGCUCGAUCUGGCGGACAGCGAUUUGAGCGAUGCGGCUAUGGCAAUGGCCAGGGCUGUCCGGACCAGCCAGGUGAAGGGCCAGGUCACCCAUCCGGUUGUGGACUUUUUGGUCGAGUUGGAGGACGAAAAGUUCAAAGAUCUCGAGGAAAAGCAAACGCUCGUAGUCGGAAGCUUCCAAGAGCUCUUGGAGCCGCUCCACCAAACACUGACGGGCCUUCCGCUCAGAGAGCUGAAGCUCGACGACCUCCCCGAGCGCAUCGGCCCGGGCACUGGCCGCGGCCCUGCAGGGCCAAACAGACCUGGAGCACCUGGAGUUGGACCUGCAUUUCCACUCCCUGGGCGAGGAGGGGGCAAAGGCCCUGGCCUCCGCCUUCGCAGAGCUGACGAAGCUGCAGACACUCUGGUUGGACCUGAGCGAGAAUAA